CACACAUGUCUACUUGCGUGCAGUAUAAAACAUAUACGUGCAAUGUUGAGUUUUACAUUAGGGCGUCAAGUUAUUUUGCUGUAAAUAAAACUUCUUACCUUUAUGAAAUAUUAUAUAGAAAAAUAAUUAUUUUAAAGUGAUAACGUGACUCUUUACGACCGUGUACAUACAUUCUCGCGAUAGUAACUUAGUUAAGCUCUCCUGAAAAAAACUGGCGAACACGAUUCACUGACAUCGUUGCUCGUGCCGACUUAUUAGUGGUAUGUCGUCGAGCGAGUGAAAGACACGCAGUUUUCUACUGUUUGAUGCCUUUUAUCCUGCAACUUGGCAAAACUGUCUGACGGUGAAUAAUGUCGACUAAUUUGAAUAAGAACAUCCUUGAUCGGAGUUACAUUUACAAACAUUAACUGCAACGCUGUAACAUGUCGCUAUAAGGAAUAAUGAAACGAGUUACGAGGAAGAAAAAAUUCUUUAAAAGAUUUCGACUUAAUUGGAGCAAAUUAUGUUUCUUUUAACGGUCAGUCGAACUUAAAUUGCAGGAAUACUGAUGAUUGUUGAUGAUUUUUAAUUACCGCGAGAGAACACCUGUGAAACCCGUAUCAGAGAUAGCGCAACGGAUCAUGAAUGUGGUCAGCAUAGCAGAGAGGCGGUGUCGAGAAGGUGGUUGACACGCCUUCGUAUUUUUGAAAUGAUUGAAAGCGUAUCACGAAGAGCGUUGAGUGGCUCCAGUGGGAGCUACCACGUUCGUGGUGCUGAAUUAGCAAGGAAUCGUAGAUUGAAAUCUCUUUCUGCUACUGUUGUCUUCCUCGAUGACACACAACACACAUUUCAACUAGAUAAAAGAGCAAAAGGACAAACAUUACUAGAUUUAGUAUUUCAACAUUUAGAACUUGUUGAAAAAGAUUAUUUUGGCUUGCAAUAUGCUGAAAAUGGUGCCACAACAUGUACAUAUUCACCGGAUGUUAUGAGAUGGUUAGAUCCUAGCAAACCAGUGAAGAAGCAGAUAAGAAGUAAGGGUGGACAAUUCUACUUCAAAGUAAAAUUUUACGUAUCUGAUCCUAGCAAAUUGCAAGAAGAAUAUACUAGAUACCAAUUUUAUUUACAAAUAAGAAGAGAUAUUCUUCAAGGAAAGCUUCAAUUACCACCAAGUACAGCAUGCCUUAUUGCUAGUUAUACUGUUCAAUCUGAGUUGGGUGACUAUCAUCCUGAAGAACAUGGACCAGGAUAUCUUUCUAGAUUGCAGUUGAUACCAGGACAAACUGAGGAAAUGGAAAAGAAAAUAGCUGAGCUACAUAAACUGCAUAAGGGUCAAUUACCAGCAGAUGCAGAAUUCAAUUUUUUAGACCAUGCAAAGAGGUUAGAUAUGUAUGGAGUAGAAUUACACAAAGCUAGAGAUUCAACAAAUAAAGAGAUACAAUUAGGUGUAACGUCUAUAGGUUUAGUAGUGUUUCAAAAUGGAAUAAAAAUCAAUGUUUUCUCAUGGUCAAAAAUAGUGAAAAUAUCAUUUAAAAGAAAACAGUUUUUUAUUCAACUGAGAAGAGAACAGUCAGAAAACUAUGAUACUCUGCUAGGCUUCAACAUGUUAACAUAUCGUAGUUCGAAAAAUUUAUGGAAAGCAUGUGUAGAACACCAUACAUUCUUCCGACUUCAUAGUCCUAAAACGAGGCCAAGGCGUUUUCCACUUACUUUGAGCAGUAGAUUUACAUAUUCAGGACGUACAGAAUUUCAAACAGUUGAAGAUGGAAAGCACCGAGCAAGAGUAGAAAGAACGUUUAUACGAUCGCCAAGUAAAAGAUUAGUACACGGAGUAACAUCAGGCCCAAUUAUCGAAGAGAAAGGAAAAUUAUCAAUGCCUCCUGGACGACCACCUAGACCAUAUGAUAACAAAGUUCAAUCUCUUGGUGCUCGUGAACCUCGUCGAGCAUGGGGUGAAGGGAAUCCUAGUGAUGAUGAAGGAGGUUUCUUAUCUCUCCGUGAAGAAAUAACGAGUUCGCAUACACAGGGCAAUGCAUUUUCGCCUGUAUUAGGUUCUAGAGUUUUAAGUUACGCCGACGAUGAUACAACUGCUGAAAGGAACAUUUAUGAUCUUCCUGACUAUAGCGAACCUACAAGUUCGCCUGCUCCUCAGAUAGUAGAAGAUGGAUUAGUUACGAUAUCUCUAACGCCAGAUGAACAAGGUCGAUUUGGAUUUAAUGUGAAAGGUGGUUUAGAUCUUGAUAUGCCUAUUUUAGUCUCGAGGGUCGCUCCAAAUACUCCCGCUGAUCGUUGUUAUCCGAAAUUAAAUGAAGGAGAUCAGGUAGUGUAUAUAAAUGGAAUUGAUGUCAGUGGUUUGUUACAUGAACAUGUAGUAAAUCUAAUUCGUCAAUCUCGUGAUUCGGGUUCCGGUGAACUGACAUUAACUGUGAGACCGAAUGCUUUAUACAAUGCUUUAGCUGGUACUGAUGAAACGUCUGAAGAAGAACCUCCAUAUAGGUAUGUUCCGGAUGCACCUCAUGCAGCUAUUGGAUCAGAUGCAUUAGCACAAUCCAUGUUGCUUCUUGCUGAUGGUCUCGCAAGCGGUGCUUUAAUCGCGCAGUAUGAACAACUCUAUAGAAAAAAUCCUGAACUUACAUCUCUCGAAUCUAAAAAGCCUGAAAACCAGAGCAAAAAUCGUUACCGAGAUAUUUCACCAUAUGAUGUUACACGGGUAAUACUUAUGGGCUCUGCAAGUGGAGAUUAUAUUAAUGCUAACUACGUAAACAUGGAAAUACCGGGAUCGGGUAUUAUCAACAGAUAUAUUGCCACUCAAGGACCUUUAUCCUCGACUGUUGCUGAUUUCUGGCAGAUGGUUCUCGAAGCAGGCAGUACUCUCGUUGUAAUGCUUACAACUUUGGUCGAACGUGGCCGAGCAAAAUGCCACCAAUAUUGGCCUGCGCUUAAUGAAACUCUUACGUUACGAAAUCUCACGCUUACGUCUACUGCUGAAAAUGUUGAAGAUACUUUUAUAUUUCGAGAAUUCAUACUCCGUGAUAUUAAUACUGGAGAAGAAAGAGAUAUAACGCACAUGCAGUAUUGCAGUUGGCCAGAUCAUGGAGUUCCCAGCGAUUGGAGACAAUUUACUACAUUUACCGAAAAAGUACGGGCAGCUCGAACGGGAAUAGUGGAGCCCGCAGUUGUUCACUGUUCUGCUGGAAUUGGCAGAACAGGUGUUUUAGUCCUAAUGGAAACGGCACUGUGUCUUAUCGAAGCGAAUCAACCCGUGUAUCCAUUAGACAUUGUGCGAUCUAUGAGAGAUCAAAGGGCAAUGAUGAUACAAAAUGCUAGUCAAUAUAGAUUUGUAUGUGAGGCGGUCCAUAAAGCUUAUAGCGAAGGAAUAGCUAAGCCACUUCCUGAAUUCAGUAGGUGAAAAUAUCACAAGUUCGAAAAGCAUUGUAAUUACCAUUCUUUUUACAUUUUAUCAAAAUAUCACAUCACUAGAGCAUAAUUUUAUAUUCUGACAAUAAUGUAUACUUACAAUAUUCAUUAAUAGGAGAGAUAUAUACACUACUAUAAAUAGGUAUUUUCUAUCCGUUACGAAUAUAUUUUUUAACUAGAAAUUAAUUACUCGAAAAACACCAUAACUUUUCACGCCUUAGAGCUUAUCCUCUUCUUAAUUUAUGUACUAACAUUUGUAAACAAUGAAAUUUCGAUAAAAUUAAGUUCAUUAAUAAGCUAAAUUUAAGCUAAUCUCAAAGUAUUAUUUGAAAUAAUUGUUUCUUAUGGCUUACUUCUGUUAUUAUUACUACGAUCAAUCCUUAUUUCUAUCCGUAAAGUAUAGGUGAAGGUAUGAAAAGUUAAACUUCAAAUGAUACUGCUAAUAUACUUUUAAAAAUUACAAAAAUCAAAUUCUUUCACUAGACAUAAUUAGUAUUUUGCUUAAUUUUAAUUAUUGCUCAUAUAGUGAAUUAAUAACAGAAACAUCUUUAUACGAAAAUUAAUAUAGCGCCUUAAACUUUGUAAAUGUUUUAGUAUAUUAGCAAAAAAUUUAGAAAUACAUGAGGUGCCAAUAUAAAAAGAUUGCCUUGAAAAGAAACCAUAAAUUAUUACGAAAUAUAUAAAUUAACACGAAAUCGAGAAAUAUCGAAUGUAUAAUCGAUCUAAGUAAGUUAUAGCAUGUGAUUGCAUAAAACAAAGCUAUGAAACAAUUUAAAAAUCAUUGAAUAUUGAUAAGAAAAUGUACACGUACUACUAUUUAUUUAUUUUAUCAUAUUGAAAGUAAUAAUAUAUUUAUAUCAUAAAAAAAUUUUAACUCCUGGCGAUUUAUUGUUAUUUUAAUCUGAUUAAAAAUAAUAUUUUUCUUAUGGCAAUUAACGUUUAAUUCCAUUUAUACAAUGUACAGUUUAGUUUCUAUUGAAAUAUCAAAAUCUAUUUGCUCGUCUUACAAAAGAGUACAAGUUUAAAUUGCAUUUUUUUGCAAUUUUAUAUGAUAAAAAAAAAUACAAUGAUAUUCUAAUGUUGAAUAAGAUUAUCUUAAAAUAAAAUUGAGAAUUACGAAGAGUUUAAUGUCCUCGCUUUAGCAACUAAUUUAAUAUAAUUUCAUACAAAACAAAAAGUGAAUCAAAUAAAGUAAUAUAUAAUAUAUUGAAAAAUAUUUCGUCCCGCGGAUAAUCUCAUUCAGAGUUUUUAAUAUUCUUUGAAUUUUCUAAUAAUGCUAACAAAAUGUACUAUUUUUUAUAAUCGUAUCAUGUGUUCUACUUUCCGCCCAUUUUUAUAAUGUUAAGAUACUUUU
Molecule: messenger RNA, 4747 nt
Organism: Frieseomelitta varia
Lineage: Eukaryota; Metazoa; Arthropoda; Insecta; Hymenoptera; Apidae
Gene: Ptpmeg
Product: tyrosine-protein phosphatase non-receptor type 4
Exons: 17
Coding region: 689-3385 (898 amino acids)
Biological process (GO): protein dephosphorylation
Cellular component (GO): cytoskeleton
Molecular function (GO): protein tyrosine phosphatase activity; protein binding
Source: RefSeq, a predicted model, not a curated record